AUGAUGUUUGCGAUAGGCGCUGGCGCAACGUUCGAUGAACUUUCCACGGCGAAGCCUGCGCAGACGCAAACGCCCUUCUACAACCGGAGCUUAUUGAACAAAGGGGGCAACACUAAUGCUCGUGGAGCGCGCACGGAUGCGGCGAGGAUGCGCGAGGAAGACCUGGAGGUGGCGCUCAAGGUGGUGAUCGUCGGUGACGGCGGCGUCGGCAAGUCCAGCAUGAUCCAACGCUACUGCCGCGGCACAUUCACCAGGGACUACAAGAAGACGAUAGGCGUCGACUUCCUGGAGCGUCAGAUCGAGAUCGACGGCGAGGAGGUGCGGCUGAUGUUGUGGGACACCGCCGGUCAGGAGGAGUUCGACGCCAUCACCAAGGCAUAUUACCGCGGGGCCCAUGCGUGCGUUCUCGCCUUCUCCACGACCGACAGGGAUUCCUUCCUCGCGCUGCACUCUUGGAAGCUGAAGGAUCAAACCCAAGGCACGGCGGCAUGCAGUAAGUCGCAUUCACAUUCCGCGAGGGUCGGCGAGAGCACGAUGCGUCCGCAAUACAUCUUAGUCGCUGUCGCGUUCGCCCUAGGCGCGGUGGAGUGCCGCUGGAGCCACCGUAGCGAGGAGAAGUGCAUCGAUUACUACAGGACCGGCGAGAACUUCGACCUGGAGCAGAUGAACGGCGUCCAAUGGCGCGCCGUCUACUUCUGGCCGCCAAUCCAGCGCGAGAGGGAGAGCUGCGGCGUGCUCAACUUCAGGACCAUGGCAGACGACGAGCUGGAAGCGGAGACGGUCGGCUGCGAGGAUUUGGUGGACGAGAACGACACCGUGGUGCGCGCCACGUACAGGAACAGCACCGGCAAGCUGGUCAGCGUGGUCUACUACGGCAACGAGGAGGUGAAACACCUGAUGAGGUCCUGCGACAAGGUCUACAAGUACAUAUUCAUAAGGAUAAACGAGGAUUACGUGGCUGGCAUCAACUGCUCCGCGGGCGGGCGGGGGGUACUCCUCGCGAAGUAUUUGCCCAGCUACGACGAAGUGGAGAACGAGUGCGGCGAAAUACCGACCAUAAUUGUGCAGAACAAAAUAGACCUGAUGGACCAGUGCGUUGUUGGACCCGACGAGGCGGAGUUGGUGGCGCGCGCGCUCGGCUGCCGUCUGAUGCGGGCCUCCGUGAAGGAGGACGUGAAUGUUGGCGCGGUGUUCAGGGCGCUGGCGGCGAGGUGCCUCGCCGAGAUGCGACGCGACGACGCCGCCGACGCGCCCCCGCCCGCCAACGCGCCCGUCAUAGGCACGUUUACAAAUCACAAUAGCAACGGCACAAUAUUGCUACGGCCUGCCAAGCAUCGGCCUGGCGGCAAAAAGAAGAACGUGCUCAGAAACGCCUGUCGACUACUG
Messenger RNA from Iphiclides podalirius (scarce swallowtail), 1386 nucleotides. The record is from the annotation of a GenBank genome assembly. Lineage: Eukaryota; Metazoa; Arthropoda; Insecta; Lepidoptera; Papilionidae.